Molecule: messenger RNA, 2683 nt
Organism: Oncorhynchus masou masou (cherry salmon)
Lineage: Eukaryota; Metazoa; Chordata; Actinopteri; Salmoniformes; Salmonidae
Exons: 6
Coding region: 860-1660 (266 amino acids)
Source: RefSeq, a predicted model, not a curated record
UUUGGUACGUAGGCGUACUCUGUAAUUAUUUAAGAUCUGCGGUUUCCUCAACACCUGCUUUGACUUGCAAGACAAUGUCACAAAAGAAGAAAUGAAAAUGGACUGUGUGAAGACUGCCUCUGGAGGAUCGGAGGACUGUCAGACGACAGGGUUGAUUGUGAUGUGUGGUUUAAAAGGAGUGGUUAAUCAUUUGGUCAUUUGUACAUAUCUUUUUGCAUAUGAAGCAUUUUGUUCCAUGAUUUGCUUAAAUGAAAAUUGCUGAAUAAGCUAAAAGCUGAUGCCAAAUAAAUCACAACAUUUACAUAUGAAUCAUUUUGCAGACGCUCUUAUCCAGAGCGAUUUAGAGGAGCAAUUAGGGUUAAGUGCCUUGCUCAAAGGCACAUCGACAGAUUUUUCACCUAGUUGACGCAAAGAUUCAAACCAGUGACCAUUCGGUUUCUGGCUCAGUGCUCUAAUCGCUAGGCUAGCUGCCACAUUACUACAUUCUGUCAGAUCUUUCACUUCCCUUAUUGUGAUUUUGUUUUCUUAUGCUUUAAUUUUGACCAGAUAAUUUUGUUUUUCUAUGACAAAAACAUUCUAGAGGUAUUGUUAUACUACUUAAAACUGUGAUACCAGAGCUGGUACCGUGACAACAGUACAACCAAUCAUCCUUCUACUCUAAGCCAAUAAUAAGUGUUCUGAAACUUGUAAAUUACAAGUUAGAGAGACACCCCCCCCCCCCCCAAAUGAAGGAAGUGAAUCACAAGGCUGGUCUCGGGAACAAUACAGUAAAAGACCUGUCAACUCCAGUAGCUUUUUUUGGUUGGUGACUAGGAUGUGUGGGAACAGCUGCACAGCCUCAGUGAGUACUUGACUGAAGAUGAAGAUUCUCUUUCUCUUGAUUCUUCUAUUAGAUGACCCUGAGAUGGAAGCACAACAGAGGACGGUGGUGAAUGGACAAGCGUUGCUGAGAUUUGUCUUUCCUCCUUUCUACAACGGUUAUGAGAAGUUCUGUUGUAAACUAUAUCCUUGGGGAGUUUCUGUUAUUGUGAAUACCAGAGGAUAUGUCAACGACUUGUACGAGGGAAGAGUAUCCACAACCGAAUACAACGGUGGAAUGGAUGUUGUGAUAUGGAAUUUAAAGCCAGUGGACACUGGCGACUACAGGUGUGCUAUUGUCACCAUUGGAUGGAAUCAUAUCUACAAAGACUAUAACCUCCAGAUUGAUGGUGGUCGACGUAGCGGUCCAGUAUCCCCUCGACCUCCGGUCAGGUCAACCAUCAGCCCCUUCAUCUUCUCUUCCUCAUCAGACACCUCUGGGCCUGUUUUCACCAAGGACCACAGUGACAGCCCCAGUGUUCUCUGGAGCUUUGGUUUACCACUAGCUGCAGGUCUUUGCAUCGCUACGGUGAUUGUGAUCAGCUCAGUAGUCCUUCUUGUUGUUCAUCACAAAAUCAUCACGAAAAAGAAAUGUGGAGCAACUUCCAGUGACUCAGCUGCACACAUCCUCUCAGAGGAGAGCAGUAUUGUCUACACCACAGUGGACUUCAAGCCUCAUGAGAACCAUACCACUGAGCUGUAUGCCAACCUACAGACACUCCGCAGCCCCAGAAGCACCGACUCACACAGAGAGCCUGCUGGGACAGUGGUGUACUCCACACUGGCUAGCAACCAACGCUGAACCCGAUUUAUCUUUCUGAUGAUCCCAGAAUUACAAUGUUAGAAAACCUACAUUGUAUAACCUCAACCCGUUUUAGGACUCUAUUCAAUCAGAUCCACUUUAGACGCUGAUUAAAGUGGGUUUUUUUUUUUGCGGUAUUGGAGGUGGAACUGCCUACAGGUUUAUCAAAUCCACAAGCGGCUCCAGGCAGUAUACCUAGAGGUGGACACUGCCAUUGGCCGCACGGUGUCACAAUAAUAGAAAACCCACGCAGCUUUGUUUACAAGUUUGAACACUGCAAUGUGAGAUGUAAUCUACACCUCGAAUUAGGCUGAUAAUUAUUUUUUAAUUUGAGCGUCAUUAUUUCUGUUUAUAAACUGGGUGGUUCGAGCCGUGAAUGCUGAUUGGCUGACAGCCGUGGUAUAUCAGACCGUAUACCACGGGUAUGACAAAACAUUUAUUUUUUAGUGCUCUAAUUACGUUGGUAACCAGUUUAUAACAGCGAUAAGGCAACUCAGGGGUCUGUGAUAUAUGGCCAAUGUACCACGGCUAAAGGGCUGUGUCCAGGCACUCCGCGUUGUGUCGUGCUUAGAACAACCCUUAGCCGUGGUAUAUUGGCCAAAUACCACACCUCGACGGGCUUUAUUGCUUAAAUAGCCUACAUAUUCUUGCUUUGAACUUCUAACAGGAGUGGGGCGGGUGCGAUCAUUGUCACGCAGACACAAGAGCAGCUGCUCACCGAUUUGACCGCUCGAACGCAGUUCCACCUCAGACACCGCCAAAACAUCAGCUGUGGGGGUGUCGCCAGUUAACGCUUGAUUUGCCAUCGUGUUGAUGUUGUGUUGAUAUCAUGGGAUGGUCAGUCGUUGCCUCCACUGCUAUGUCUAUUCAUUUGAGAGUGGUUACAUUUCUCUAGGCCCAUCCCUCAGCUUUUUACCCAAACAGAGGUGGGGUGACCACUUUGUUUCAGAUACAGAUUCUAGCUUUAAGAUUUAUAUCUAUUUUGACUUAUAAACCAUACAAAUAAAGUUUGAAUCCGCUGCA